ACAAAUUGCAAGAUUCACUCGAGGAGAACAGCUGCAACAAACGUCCAAAGUGCAGAUCAUGCAAUUCCACGCGCCACUCGCAAUGUGAUGCGCAGACUUGAGCGGUACAUAUUGACCGAAUGAGCAGGGCUAAAGAGGCCAACUCUCCGAAAACCAUGCCAUAUCCGAAGUACACGUCUAGCGCGACGCUUCGAACCAAGACUGGAUGCUUGAUGUGCCGUCUCAAGCGAAAGAAAUGUAACGAGCAAAAGCCGCAAUGUUCAAGGUGUAUGAAAUCCAACAGGGUCUGCUCAUGGCCAACUCAGGACGAUUUACGUGAUCGUCGACAUCGUCAUGGCUCUCCAGUUCCUCGACCGUCCUCUUCGUCGAGUCUUGAAUAUGUCUCACCAGACCCUGAGCAUGUGGAACCGCUUCAUGAAAGACGACCUGCGAGACGGCCAUUGUGCAUCAAGGUUUCUCGCGAGAUCUCUCCCUGUGAUGAUCUGGUUGCUUCUGGACAUUUCAAAUCGGAUCUUGAAGUGGACUGUUUUCGCCAUUUUCUGUACGAGGUGAUGCCCCCUCUGAUUCUUCCAAGUUCGCAUGCCAGUUAUCGAGCCGAAUACUUGCCAGCGACAACGAAUAUGAUGCCCAUGUUUAGUGGAUUGAAAAAUGUAGUGCUAGCAUGUGGUGCAUCCCAUAAACAAUUCCACACCGGUAAUGCAGAUCUGUACGAAGCUGGGCUGAAUUUUUAUUCUCAGGCCGUUUCCGAUGUUGGACAGGCUUUGCAUUUGGUUGAUUGGAAGAGAGAUGGCUUCGAAGACAGUGUGCUGUUAACUGUGGUAUUACUUUAUGUGCAUGGGAUCAUCUUCUGUGGCACAAAAAGAGACAUUCGCAAACACUUGGAUGGUGCGAUUCAGUUGAUGACUCUUCGAUGCGCACAGUCCCGAAAAGCACCCAUUAGUCGACCAUUUGACCGCAUCAUGUGGGAGUCUAUUUUGUACCAAAGCUUCCGGCAGAGUGUGAGAAAUCCUUUCUGGAAGGAUUACCAGCCCGACGACAAAUUCUAUCAAUUCGCUGAGAAAGUACUGGAUAGUUCGGGGUUUUCAUACAUGACGGAUCGAGAGAGUAGCCCUGUGAUCGGAUUUCCGCUCAAACUCCAAAAAUUCAUCAUCUCCGUUGUGCGAGUGAGUCAAAGUCGUGUCAAGCCAGACGUCGAAACUCUGAAUUGCCUGGAAUCUGAGCUGAAAUACUGGGAGAGCAUGGUCAUUGACGAGCAAGUCUGUAUGGACGGCGGUCAUCCAGACUAUCUGCUUCUCAACUCUUCUGACAGAGCUGAAGCGUUCAACCAGCAUUCAACAAGCCUGCACAUCCUUGCCACGUCAUUGCUUAUGCACUGGAUCAAGAACUCGCAUGAUGUUUCUGAUCAACCUUGUUGCCAUCUGCCGCCACCAAUUGAUUCGUGGCAAAUGGAUCGAGCGUUGAAGAUCAUGACAUGUACAGAAUCCAAACAAGGGUGGACUCGGUGUUACCUUGGCUCAUGGCCAACGUUGAUUUUCGGAUACGCAGCUUCAGAUCUGAGAUCGAUCGAGAUAUUGCGUCGAGAUGUGCAGGACAGAACAGCACAGAUGAGUAGCGGGGAAGACUUAGUGAUAUUAGAUGAGUUGGAACUCGUCUGGCGCCAACGAGGAUUUACAAGAGAGAAGUGAUACUGAUGGAAGCAAAGGGGGAAGGAGAAGAAAUGAAUGUAAUGAUCCAAUAAUUCAAUGAACUUGAUAGUCAAGUUACUCAUGAGUGGAGUUCCUUUCUCAGACAAUAUGAUAGGCAAGGGUUGGUCCUGCCUUGGUGAGA
Molecule: messenger RNA, 1827 nt
Organism: Exophiala mesophila
Lineage: Eukaryota; Fungi; Ascomycota; Eurotiomycetes; Chaetothyriales; Herpotrichiellaceae
Exons: 3
Coding region: 120-1685 (521 amino acids)
Biological process (GO): positive regulation of transcription by RNA polymerase II
Cellular component (GO): nucleus
Molecular function (GO): DNA-binding transcription factor activity, RNA polymerase II-specific; zinc ion binding; transcription cis-regulatory region binding
Source: RefSeq, a predicted model, not a curated record